Colletotrichum lupini is the source of this 6117-nucleotide messenger RNA. RefSeq lists its product as uncharacterized. The transcript is spliced from 22 exons. Gene Ontology annotation, molecular function: DNA-binding transcription factor activity, RNA polymerase II-specific; zinc ion binding; hydrolase activity, hydrolyzing O-glycosyl compounds. The record is from RefSeq and is a predicted model, not a curated record. Gene Ontology annotation, biological process: regulation of DNA-templated transcription; carbohydrate metabolic process. NCBI's taxonomy places the organism in Eukaryota, Fungi, Ascomycota, Sordariomycetes, Glomerellales, Glomerellaceae. Bases 1 to 6117 code for a protein of 2038 amino acids.
AUGCAAAAUGACGGCACGGCGAGUGACAGGCAGGCGGGCGACCUGCGCCGGGGUAUCCGUGGUCACACUGUUGGGGGUUUUGUUUGCUUCUUCAAGCGGAAGCCCCCGGCCCAGAAUGGAAGCGUUCAGUUCCUGCCAUGGAAAGAACUGAAAGGAGGAGUCUGUCCAAAGAUUGGGGACUGCAAGUGCUGCAAGUUCUGGCGCAAUUGGAUCGAGAAGAGACUGGACGGGGAGUGGCCGCCACAGCAGUGCAGCAGGGCGGCAGGGCGGCAGGGCCAGCAGCACAUUGAACAACGGAGGCAGAUCCGGACCACGAUUCGCUUGGCCAACCUCUGUCUCGGCUCCUUUCGAAUACCUGCAUGCCAUCCAUCUCACCGCAUUGGUUGCCAGCCAGCCUUCCACACCCUCAUCGCACUAUUCCAGACGACAUCCACAAUCCUCACUGGGCGCCGCAUCGAAGUCUUGUUGGAACCGAGAGCCAAUGUCGACGUCUUCUGCAAGCCAUCGUAUUCACGUGCUGCCUUGCUCUCCCCAUUGGGACGAGUGUUUGUUCUCCUCUGCCUGCCGCUCACCAGCUUCUCGAUCGGUUAUUAUGCUGUCUUUGCCUCUCGUCUGUAUGCCCAAUACCCCUCACUUUGGUUUCGUCGCGAGCGGUCAGUCUCGUUAUACGACCCUGGACGAAACAUCCUUCCCAUGACCUCUCUCUACCUACAGCCCAUAUACAACAUCUACGACGACAUCUCCUCGCAAACUGCGAGGCCGUUGGCUGUCAUGUCUGACCAGGUCAAGCCCCAGCCGUUGCGGCCUCUACUCCCGGCACCAAAAGCCUUGCAGCCUGCUCCUCCUCCUCCUCUUCCUCCAGCACGCUUCCUUCCAGCUCAAUCAUCAGUCAAGAAGCGUCUACCGAGUACCAAGGUUGCUUGUAACGCUUGUCGGUCCAAGAAAAAAGCAUGUGACGGUAAACGCCCUUCGUGCAAGGCGUGUACAGAGCUGAAGACACAAUGUGUCUAUAUCAGUGCUAAUGAGACGGAGACAGCCGCUAUGGCUUUAAAGAGGGAAAAUCAAAUGCUUCGAGAAAUGUUGAGCCAGCUCACGGCAAUGCCGGAUGAUGUUGCCCACCAGACAUUGAAGAAGCUCAAGUUCGCCGUCGACCCUUACGCUGCUCUUCGCGCCAUAAGACCGUCGGGGCCAAGAGAUGCCCGGGAGAUCCUACCUCAUAUCUCGUCCAAUGUCGAGUUUGAACUCACGCGACGCCAUCCCAUCUUGUAUCCCCAGACUCGGAGAUUAGGUCGUCUCGAGAUGCCCGAGGAUGUCGACUCUAGGCCUUCCAAACUCGCUCGGGUUGAGGACGCAUCCGAAGAGGGUUCAAUUCUCGAGGACCGUCGAGCACCAGAAUACCCUACUGUGGCUGAAGUCCUGGAAGAUGAUCCCUCUACAGCCUCUCCUAGGCCUUCUCGAGCAUUCAACUCGGCCUUCUUUGUUCCACUAAUGGGCCCUAUUCCUCCGCCGACACCGCGCAUUCGCAACGAGCCUCGCCUGAAAGAUUUGAACAUCGCCUUCUGGACCGUAGUACCCAUCAGUAAUCAGGACGCAGCAGAAGUCAUCUCCCUAUAUCUUGAAACAGAUCAUCCGAUAUUGGGCUUGUUCGAUGCUGAUCUGUUCCUGGAUGACUUGGUCUCCGGUGAAGUUCGGUACUGCUCUUCACUGCUCGUCAAUGCUCUGCUUGCUUUCGCUUGUCAAGCGUAUGCGGCAAAGCAACCUGAAGCGUCUCGAUGGAGUCAAGAGCUGGAAGACGAGUCAAAUAAGCUCUGGCAUGCGCAAAACGAUGAUACCCUGCCUACCAUUGCAGCUUUGACCUUCUUGAUUCAGUCCAGCGGCUGCAAUGGCAAUGGUGAACUCAAUGUCAAGUUCGUCAAAGAUACAAUAGCUAUGGCGAAACGUCUGAGACUCUUUGGGUGUCCCGAUGCAUAUACCUUUGUAGACCUAAAUCGUCUCUCGGAACCACAGGCGAGGGCAACAGCUCAAGUUGCCUGGGGAGUUUUCAACACUCUGAGUAUGAUAGCCCAGUUCUGUUUACCAGCGACUACUGAGUACCCCCCGACUCUUCCCAUUCCAGGCAAAGCUAGGCUAGGGAACUCAACACCCGGAUCUGAGCACGAGCGUAACAGCAGCGCGAAUAGUACAGCGCCCUCGUCAGACUCGGAUGCUCGCUCCCAGUCUCGAAAUCGCACCAAGAGACGGCGAUCUCCUGCCAUAUCAGACACUUUCGCCGCCUUUUGCGAAUUAUGGGUCAUUUCCUCUCAAAUCACUUGGGUUUAUCAGCACGAUACUAGUCCAGGUCAUUCAUCCCAGGCUUUUGCACUGGAGAAGUACAGCAAACUACUGUCUUGGGCAGAUAAUUUGUCUGAAAGUAUGGAACGUGACGAGCACAGCCCAUCUCAUGUGCUUACCUGCCACAUGUGGUUCCACGGGACUGUGCUCUACCUCUUCAGGCCGUUCAUCCCAAGCGACAAACAGCAUGGCUUCAAAUUAUGGUCACCGUCAGCCGACCAGAUACCUGCCUUUUUUGCGGCCUCCGUCGAGCAGCUCAAAGACCUCGUCGAAGUGUACGCGUUGUACCCGGAAUCGACGUACAGCAUCUUCGGGCACACUGCUCUCAUCCAUGUAGCCAACGCCGUAGCUAGCGACAUAACGAAUCCAGAGUGGCGACCCUACUUUCUCAGCUGCAUCCGCGCCUAUCAGGCCCUAUACAGCUCCUUUACCGUUGCCGAAGUGAUUGCCGGGGGUCUCCUUUCCAUGGUCGUCAGGAAAGGGGGCAUGGACAUGACGGAAGCUCUAGGGCUGCUGGAAGACCUCAGAGCUCGCAAGGGACCCAGGGCGGGCGGCCGGGCGACUGGCAUGUUUGUGACUGAUCUCGAUCUUGCCGUGACGGACCGCGAGGCGGCGAGGGUUGAUCGCUUGAUUGAGAACUUUGAAGAGAUGACCAUCUUGGAUGAGUUUACUCAAGCCAUCGAGACUCUAUAUCUUCCCCACGAUAUCAUGUUUCAGUGUCACUUUUGCUCGACAUUGUCACUUGCUAUGAAUACACUGGCUCAUUUUGAACAUGUUAGCCUAGGGAACUUGAGCACGGCAUCUACCGCGAUGACAAUCCAGAAUGAGCUUGAGGGUUCAGUUCAGCCCUGUACCUCGCAGCCCGCGGCGGGCAACCCGCCUAACCACGGUCCACAGCAGGCCUCCUUUGGUUUGGCCGCCGCCGUCGCGGUGCCAUCGCCGUCUACCCGCUUGCCUAGAAGUCUAGGUAGAGCGGUCACAGCCAUCGCCUUAACCAACGACGCUAACGACAACAGAAACCAAGAGCGAAUGGAUGGCCGCCGCAUCCGGACAGGUUGGGGUGCCAUUACCCAACCCAAGAUCACCCGUUUUGGGUCAAGUUGCUUCUCAGAUCAUCACCGUCGCCUAGCCUUCCCGCUCAUGGCGCCGCUAGCAUCGUCAGGAGAACCCGUCGCCGUUUCCGUGAAUGAUCGGAUCCUCGAUCCGGGGGCUGCCAUCUCUCGGGUGAGGCGAGGGCCUGGCCAUCUAGUGGCUGGAUGGGCAUCCCGGAUGGAAGGGAAAAAGAAGCACUUGCGCACGCACGAUCCCGUCUCACAUUCCGGUGCACCGUGGCAGGGGACAACCUCCAAAGCGACGUCGCCUUUGACUACGGCCCACGGGGUCAAGACAACCACUCGGACGAUUUUACUCUUGAUUGCAGCACUCCUGACAGAGCCGCAAGCCCAACCGCCAAGCCACACACGGACAAGCAGCAGCAGCGGAAUCAUGUCUUUCAGACGGGCACCUCUCGUGAGCCUUGCUCUCACGCUGUUGCCGUUGGUUGUGGCUGAUGACCACCCCUACGUCGCCGAUUCAGUAUGCGACUGCUACUUGACCAACACAUCAGAGAGCUACUUCAGCAACCACCUGUUCUUCGACUUCCGCAACCUCGGCCAAUACGCAGGGGUCCCAGAUGCCCUCACGGACUGGGAUGCGAGCGCCAACGCAAACACAACAUCUGACUACUUCAACACAGACGCAUGGAACGCGAUAUGGGGUAUCCAGAACUGGAACAACACGGAUCGCAAGGGCAAAGACGGCAACGACGCCACGGUGAACAUGGUCAACUCGCCCAACAACAUUUACAUUGAGAAGAACAACGACAAGGACGCCACCUCGGACACGUUCAUGAGCAUGCGCACCGUCCGCUUCGAAGACUUCCAGUCCUCGGCCGAGAUGGAGUCCGUCUCCAUGGGCUACCACUUCGUCUCGGUCCGCAUGCUCGCCCGCACCCUCGGCGACCCGGGCGCCUGCACCGCACUCUUCACCUACCGCGAGGCCGACAAGUACGCCAACGUGCAGGAGGCCGACAUUGAGGUGCUCACCAAGGACCCGGACGACCGCAUCCAGUACACCAACCAGCCGUCGUUCGACUCGAGCGGCAACACCAUCGACAAGUCGACGCAGAACGGCACCAUGCCCAAGGGCACUUCGUGGCGCGACUGGGCCGUCCACCGCCUGGACUGGGACGCAAAGGACAGCACCUGGCUCGUCGACGGGUCCGAGGUGUCGAGCAUCUCCUUUCAGGUGCCCCGCGACCCCAGCCGCGUCAUGCUCAACUCGUGGAGCGAUGGCGGGUCGUGGUCUGGCGUAAUGGAGGUCGGGCACUCGGCCGUCAUGCAGAUACAGUGGAUCGAGAUGGUUUUCAACUCCACGGAAUCGUCCUCGAAGCGUGACGUCCUCGAUAACAGCUUCCACCAAGCCGGUCUCGGUCCCAGAGGUCAGCUGGACCGCCGCCGCGGCGAGGGCAAGUGCCAGAUCGUGUGCAGCAUCGAUUCGUCCAACACGAUUGGCGCAGCGGUGAUGCUGCACAACGGUACGGCGCCCGGGCAGCUUCUGGGACAGUCGAGUGCCAUGGCUUUUUGGGUGCCAGUGGCCUUGAUGUCGGCCAUGUUUUACCAGUUCAACGGGGUUCAAAUAUGGGAUUUGUCUAUUCAGUAUCGUACAAUGAUAUACCUUUUCAAGCUUACUCGGUUUAUGAUCACUGCAAUAUCUGUGCCACAUAAAGUUGUAUUUGGGUACCAAAGUCAGCUACGAGCUUUAGGUUCGAGUGGUCGGAUCAAGCAUCCAGAGCUCGACCCCUCACCCAUGCGCCAUGCCAUGCCACCCAUGGGCAGCCAGAGGAUGCCACAUGCCUCGGUCCCAAUUGGAUGUGGGAUGGACCCUUGGCUUGCAGCUCAACCUCCCUCAACAAUCUUUCCCAGAAGCUUUGCAUCUGCAAAAAACACCCAUCUUGUCAUCAUCACCACCACCGGGUACCUGACACAACGAUCGAAGCUCUCCGCGCAUCGCACUCCCCGAAAUCUCCAAACGAAGCUCGAACCACCACCCCAAUCGCAAAGAACAAUGGCAGACACGGCAACAGCGGCUGCCAAGCCGCAGAGGCGGCAAUCCUCCCCCCUCAAGAACGGCUACCUCAUCGCCUACAACUUCGUCUCCGCCGUCGCCUGGGCCACCGUCCUCGGCCGCACCGUCGCGCUCUUUGCGCUCCGCGGGCCGCAUUUCGUUCACCUCGGCGUCGGCGACUGGACGCGGUGGACGCAGACUAUGGCUGCCAUGGAGGUUUUGCACGCAUUGCUCGGCGUCGUCCGCGCCCCCGUCUUCACGACCGUGAUGCAAGUCCUAUCCCGCUUCGUCCUCGUCUGGGGCGUCGUCUACCCCUUCCCCUACCUCGCCCGCAGCCCCUGGUACUCGUCCAUGCUGCUCGCCUGGAGCGUCACCGAGGUGAUCCGCUACUCGUAUUUCGCGCUCACCCUCAGCGGGUUCCAGCCCAAGUUCUUGACGUGGCUGCGCUAUAACACCUUCUUCGUGCUGUACCCUAUCGGUAUCACGAGCGAGUGCGUGCUGAUCUACUACGCUGCGACGCCGGCUAGGCAGUUUGGGGAGAUGGUGCCGUGGGUUUCGUAUGCUAUCCUUGCUGUUUAUGUUCCUGGAUCGUAUAUUCUGUACACGUAUAUGAUGAAGCAGAGAAGCAAGGUUAUGCGCAACUUGAAGGCCGAGGAGGCGGGCCGCUCCAAGACGCAGUAA